GGAUUAGAGCGAGCCAUCGGGAGCAGCGCAGCACAGAUUCCACUCCCACAGCAUCCUCAGCCACCGCUAAAGCCAGAGCUGCACGCGCUCCCCCAGCAUGGCCUGAUCGCAAAGGGAGUCUGGCUGCUGAAAAAUAUGGGGAACCAGGAGGCCAAGCAGAAGAAGGCAGUCGCCACAGGGGCAGAGGGGACAGGCAACGGGGUCAGGGUUGAGGACGGGGAGCAGGAUGGAUCCAGGAAGGGAGGCUUCCACAGCAAGAAGUCCCAGAGCAAAUCCAGCAAACUGGGAGAGUCCGCCAAGAAGAAACCCAAAGCGGAGUCCACGAAGACCUCAGUCUUCUCCAACCUGAAGAAAGGUCUGUCUCGGGCGAAAGGGGCUUCCAGGGAGAGCAUCCUGGAUGGUGGAGCCUCCCAGGCGUCUCUUCUUGACGGCUCGGGGAUUAAAGCUGCUGACACUAGUCUCUCUGGUGAUGAGCUGGGGGGGCUGACCGACAGUGAGCCUGAGCAUGGACAGCCGACGCUGGGGCAGUCGACUGUGGAGGUUGAGGAGGACAAGACCUCGGGGUCGGGAUCCGACACGGACAUAUACAGCUUCCACUCGGCCACUGACCAUCAGGACCUCCUUGCGGACAUCCAGCUGGCCAUACGUGAACAGCAUGGCGACAGCAUCCCCGACGACCCGCUCAAGGACGUGGGGAAGAGCAUUACAAACCUGCCCCGAGACCCCACAAUCCCAGAUGCCCUUUGUGACCUUCCUUUUGAUUUGGAGCCUGGAGGUGAAGAGGGUUUGGCAGAUGGAGAUGAGGCCAGGGUGGAGGGGAGGAGGGAUGACACUGAAACAGAAUUAAACGCAAGUGAGAGCACUGCAGCUCAGCAGACAGAGGAGCUGGAUCAGCUCAGAGAAAGCGUCCAAGUGUCUUUGUCUGAAGUUCCCCAGCUGACCAUCACCAAGACACCCAGCACUCACAGUUUCCCCGACACCAAUACAACCACCAACACAACAACUAACACAUCCUACGAGAGCGCUGAUGAGCCGCCGGACGAGGAAACAGGAGACUUCACCGCUUCCUUUGAGAAGGUCCUGGACAGUCAUCAUGAUCUCUCCAUGGUCUUACCUGUUGGCCUGGAGUCUGUUUUGGAACUGCCUGACCCCAGGGUGAAGGUGACUAGAGUCUCAAUCGGCUCACCUAAGAGUAUGAGCAGCAUGGAUCUAAAUGUGUUGAAAGAUGAGAGUGAGGAGGGCGGUGUGAGUGCUGAGGAACUGGGGUUCCUCUCUCCACAGCGGAGGACCAGCAGCAGCAUCACCUUCACACAAUGGGCCUCUGAGAGUCCGCAGGGAUCUCGGGCUCGCCGGGCCUCCCCUGCCAACCCCAUCGUCAAGCCUUACCCCACAAUCCAUCCAGCGUACGUGAAGACUACCACCAGACAGCUGACCUCGCCCACGCACUCUCCAGUGGGCUCCCCUGUACCGAGCCCUCAAGUCCAUCGCAGAGACUGCUCCAGCUCCGGCUCCUGGAGCUCCCGAGCGGAAAGAUGGGGGGCCCAGAGGCAGAGGUCCAGCAGCGUUGCUGGACCCAUCAGCUACCCAUCAGACUGGGCUGGGCGGCUCGCGGGUCUGCGGUCUGGAUCAGAGGAUGGACCUGACCCAUCACAGGAGAAGGGCCCAGAACAGAAGCUUGGAGCCAGACGUACCUCCUCAUGUCUGCAGACAUACGGAGGGGGGUUUUCUCUGGAUGUCUUCUCUGGUCGUACUCUGCUGGAGCGUUGUUUGGCGGGGCAAGAGGUGCCGCCGGAGGAGGUCGAGACGCUGUGCUCUCGCUUCCUGGCCCUGGGGAUCCUCCAGCCUUUCAGCCACUGCUUCAGGGAGCAGCUCCAAGAAGGGGACAUGCCAGAUAUGCUCACCUUCAAUGAGGAGCAGCUGUACACCUGGUCUCCCAUCAGCCCACACCUCCAGCAGUGGGAGCAGCCCACGCGAGCCACGCUGGGAAGGAGACACACACAGCGCCCCCAGAGCAUCAGAGUGGAGCAGGAGGAAGGCGCGUCGGGAGCUGGAAGUGUCCAAGGCGGAGAUUCCGGCAUGAUCCAGCAGCUCGAGCGGACGAUACGGGAGUUACACGAUAAGAUUUCCUACUUGGAGAAGCAACAGGUGUCGCUGGAGAGGGGUAUUUGCAGCCAGGAGGGGGAGGGAGGGGAGGAUGUUACGGACUCGAGUGCGAAUGACUCACAGAAGCCAGGCAGCCCGACAGGGAGCAGCCAGCAGGCCAAGUCCAGCCAGACCUCACCAGUGGAGGGGGCGUUCCCUUUCCCAGUGCCUUUGUCAGACAGGAUUGCACCUCCCACUCAGCCAGGGUUCACCUGCACCUGUCAGACCUUACAGCAACCCCCUCCUCCUCCACCUCCUCCCCCUGGCACAGAUCCCUCUCUCUCUCUACCUCCACCAUCGUCUCUAUCAGGACUCUGCGCUGGGCCGCCUGCUCCUCCUCCUCCUCCUCCGCCGCCUCCUCUACCGGGAGCUGCAGCCGGUCCUCCUCCACCUCCCCCUCCACCACCUCCUCUCCCUGGACAAGCAGCGUGUCCUCCUCCCCCACCCCCUCCGCCUCUCCCGGGAGCAGGCCCUCCAGGACUUCCUCCGCCACCGCCUCCCCUCCCUGGCAUGGGCCCUCCUCCUCCUCCUCCACCACCGCCGCCUCCUCCUGGUAUGGGGGGACCCCCGCCACCCCCUCCUCCACCAGGCAUGGGUCCACCACCACCGCCUCCAGGCCCUGGCUGCCCACCCCCUCCGUUCCCCCCAGGAGGCUUUGGCAUGGCCCUGGCCCAGGAGGCCGCCCCCCUGAAGGCCGUCAUCGAGCCCCCCAGGCCCAUGAAGCCACUCUACUGGACCAGGAUCCAGCUCCAUGCUAAAAAGAACGCUAAUGGUGCUCUUGUGUGGGAGAAGAUUGAAGAGCCAUCUGUGGACUUUGAUGAGUUUGUCGAACUUUUCUCUAAGAGUGCCAUGAAGGAAAAGAAGAAGCCCAUAUCAGAUACCAUCACCAAGUCCAAGGCUAAACAGGUUGUGAAAAUCCUGAGUAACAAGCGUUCCCAGGCAGUUGGGAUCCUGAUGUCCAGCCUGCACUUGGAUAUGAAGGACAUUCAAAAUGCUAUUCUCAACAUGGACAACACGGUGGUGGAUCUUGAGACCCUGCAAGCUCUCUAUGAAAAUAGAGCCCAGCAGGACGAGAUGGACAAGAUAGAGAAGCACAUGAAGUCAGUCAAAGAUAAGGAUGACCCAAAGCCACUGGACAAACCUGAGCAGUUCCUGCUUCAGAUUUCCCAAAUCCCCAAUUUCUCAGGGAGGGUGUUCUGCAUCCUGUUCCAUUCCACAUUCAUAGAGUGCAUCGGCUCUGUCCGCAGGAAGGUGGAGAUCCUGCAGAGGGUCUGUAAGACUCUGCAGACAGGGACAAGCGUCAUGCAGGUGCUCGGCCUAAUCUUGGCCUUUGGCAACUUCAUGAACGGCGGGAACCGAAGUCGAGGGCAGGCGGACGGCUUCGCCCUGGACAUUCUGCCCAAACUGAAGGAUGUGAAGAGCAGUGACAACACACAGAGCCUCCUGUCAUACAUUGUUGCUUACUAUCUCAGGCACUUUGAUGAGGACGCUGGCAAAGAGACGUGCGUAUACCCACUUCCAGAGCCACAGGACCUUUUCCAGGCCUCUCAGAUGAAGUUUGAGGACUUUCAGAGAGACUUGCGCAAGUUAAGAAAGGAUUUGAAUGCGUGCGAGACGGAGCGGGAUAAAGUGUGUAAGGUGUCCUCCGAGGAACACCUGCAACCUUUUAAGGACAAGAUGGAGGAAUUUCUGACUCAGGCUAAAAGUGACUUGGAGGCCCAGGAAUCGCAGCUUGCCGUGACGCAUAAAAUUUUCCUGGAGCUGGGCAUGUUUUUCUCUGUCAAGCCGAAGGCCGGAGAGAAAGAGGUCUCCCCCAGCACACUCUUCUCCGUGUGGCACGAGUUCUCCAGCGACUUCAAGGACCUGUGGAAGAGGGAGAACAAGCUUCUUCUGAAGGACAGAUUGAAAGUGGCAGAGGAGUGUUUCAAGCAAGCGCGAGAGAAAGCCUCCUACAGUGUCAAACCUAAACAUGCCUCUGGGAUGAAAGCCAAAAUCGGACAGAAGACUUAACAGACUCCGACAAGGACAGCUUCAGCUAUUUUUUUUUAAUGAAAAAGACAUGGUGGUGACAUCUGCCGCAGGCAGUGUGCAAAAAAAAAAAUGGAAGUGUAGCCAUUACCCCCUCCAUGAUAACCAGCACUUUUGUUUUUCUCUCUGUUCAACUCCUCAUGUUGUAAUCAAAGAGUAUUUUCCUUCAGGCUCAGCAAGGAUUUAUAUUUCUAAGCCCCUCUGUUAUACACUGUUACACAGACAUGAUUCAUUCGUCAGUGGCCCCACGAGUCCAUUCAAGGCAAGACAAUCUCUCCCAGUCCCAAAUUAAUGUAGCCAAGUGGGAUUUGUGCCCCCCCAAAGCUUAGCGGGCCUUUAGAAGGAGACGUAGCAGGUGAGACACUCCCAUUCAUCUUCAUGGAAAAGCUGGAAGUGCCUUAAUUCAAGCACACUCUUUUCUGUUCUGCCCAGCGCCAUCCCCACCACUGCCAGGUGCCGCCUGACGUUCCUGGGCAGAACAGAGGACCCAAGUACCCAGUGAGUCCUUCGCUCAAAGGAUCAUAUCUUACUACUGACCUAACUGCCUCCCCAACCAUAGAAAUCAUUGGAGUUGUUGAAUAGUUUAUUCAAAGCCAAAGUGCUUCCCUGUGUGUGUGUGUGUGUGUGUGUGUGUGUGUGUGAGUGAGAGAGAGAGAGAAACUAGUGGAUUGUGUAACAGAUCCAGCUUUGUGUGAAUAAAAUAAAUAUGCUCUGGGGAUGCCAAGCAUGAAGACCUUUAUAUAACGAUCUCUUCCAAUAGUAGAGUGACUCAUUAUAAGCCAUGAACAUUCCGUGCAGCAUCACACCUCUCUCAGUCCUGCCUCCAACUCAGACCUGGUUUGUUGUUCAUCUGCCACCUGUUAAACCAGUGACCAGUUAAACCCCAUUGUGCAAUAAUGUUUGAAUUAACUGUUUAUUUUGAAUAAAUUCCUCAUAAUGUUGUCUUCA
Messenger RNA from Alosa sapidissima (American shad), 5118 nucleotides. RefSeq names its product formin-2. Lineage: Eukaryota; Metazoa; Chordata; Actinopteri; Clupeiformes; Clupeidae. Gene Ontology annotation, cellular component: cytoplasm; nucleus; endoplasmic reticulum membrane. The transcript has 17 exons. The record is from RefSeq and is a predicted model, not a curated record. The coding region runs from base 136 to 4152 and encodes 1338 amino acids. Gene Ontology annotation, biological process: intracellular transport.